Molecule: messenger RNA, 1281 nt
Organism: Eutrema salsugineum
Lineage: Eukaryota; Viridiplantae; Streptophyta; Magnoliopsida; Brassicales; Brassicaceae
Exons: 6
Coding region: 1-1281 (426 amino acids)
Biological process (GO): DNA integration
Molecular function (GO): nucleic acid binding
Source: RefSeq, a predicted model, not a curated record
AUGGUCCCUUUAGUCGAGCCUAAGGGAGUUGUCGAGUCGAGAAAAUCAAAGCACAAAGCAAGGAAGUCUAAGCGCAAAUCAAAGAAAUCUAAGGGCAAAGCUACCUCACCUGGUGCAAGCUCAACAUCGACCUCUCAAGACCCUAUUGGAGACGUGGAGAAAGAUGGUAAUGCUAAAGUAAUCACCCCAGAGACACGUCCCGCCCCGCCUCCAAAAGCAAAACCUUCCGAGCUUCCUUGGUUUAUGCAUAUCGCGAAUUACCUAGCAGCAGACGUUGAACUGCCACGAUUCUUCGGCUACAACAAAAAGAAGUUCUUGCGUGAAGUUAGAAGGUGCAUCUCCGAAGAAGAAGUUCCAGACUAUGCUGAACACUUUGCUACUGAUAAGACUGACACCCAUAAAUUCAUAUCUAAGUGUGAUGCUUGCCAAAGACAAGGGAACAUCAGCAAGCGACAUGAGAUGCCAAAAAACUUCAUUCAAGAAGUUGAAGUUUUUGAUGUUUGGGGAAUCGACUUUAUGGGUCUGUUUCCUUCGUCUUUUGGAAACAAGUACAUCAUUGUUGCUGUUGACUACGUGUCUAAGUGGGCAGAAGCCAUAGCCAGCCCAACAAAUGACGCAAAAGUAGUAAUGAAGAUGUUCAAGUCGAUCAUAUUUCCAAGAUUUGGUGUUCCACGACUCGUCAUCAGUGAUGGUGGUUCCCACUUCAUCAACAAAGUAGCUACACCUUAUCACCCACAGACGAGUGGCCAAGUGGAGGUAUCAAACAGAGAACUCAAAAGAAUUUUGGAAAAGACAAUAGGACCAACAAGAAAAGAUUGGUCAGCAAAGCUUGAUGAUGCUCUUUGGGCAUAUAGAACUGCGUUCAAAACCCCAUUGGGAACUACACCUUUUCAACUUGCUUAUGGUAAGGCUUGUCAUCUUCCAUGGGAGUUAGAGCUCAGGGCAGAAUGGGCCAUAAGAAAGCUGAAUUACGACAUCCAGACAGCAGGUGCAAAACGUUUGAUUCAGCCAAAUGAGUUAGAGGAGAUUCGCCAUACAGCCUAUGAGAAUUCUAAGAUCUAUAAGGAGAAGACGAAAGAGUUUUAUAACAGGAAAAUAGUUCAUAAGACGUUCUCACCUAAUGACCAGAUCAAAGAAGUUUUACCAUUUGGUGCUGUGGUUCUAUGGAACCGCCAAGGAGGCGAUUUCACUGUCAAUGGACAACGUCUUAAGCCAUAUCUUGCAGACAUUCAAGAAGAAAAGGAAGAUUCGAUCUCCUUAGCAGAUGCGCCUAAUGCCUAA